AUGAUCGGAUUUUGGCCGGAAUUUGAAGGCGCUGCGUGUUAUGCGGCGCACAAGUACUUCGGAGACAAUAACAGACGAUGGUCUCGAAAAAAAGAGUACGAAACUUAUCAGAUAAAUAAAAUUCAAGUCAACAUUUUUAAUGUCAAGUGCUUAGGAGAUAUCGCAACUGGAAGAAUCAAAAAGAAACUGGAUGCUAGAAAAUUCGAAGAAAGACAAGAAAGCAAAGCCUCUUCUCUCAUAUUCGUCACGAUUCACAGCGACAUCUUCAAAAUUUAA
Messenger RNA from Caenorhabditis briggsae, 276 nucleotides. The coding region runs from base 1 to 276 and encodes 91 amino acids. The transcript is spliced from 5 exons. NCBI's taxonomy places the organism in Eukaryota, Metazoa, Nematoda, Chromadorea, Rhabditida, Rhabditidae. The record is from RefSeq and is a predicted model, not a curated record.